Vicia villosa (hairy vetch) is the source of this 1128-nucleotide messenger RNA. Its product is annotated as RING-H2 finger protein ATL40-like. NCBI's taxonomy places the organism in Eukaryota, Viridiplantae, Streptophyta, Magnoliopsida, Fabales, Fabaceae. The transcript has a single exon. The record is from RefSeq and is a predicted model, not a curated record. The coding region runs from base 93 to 830 and encodes 245 amino acids.
CAACACGCAUUGCAUUCAUAUAUAUCCUACCUCAUAAAACCAAAUCUCCAUCUUCAUUCUUCUUCAUCCUAUAAACAUAAUAUAUUAUAGCUAUGAGUAGUUUCAAUGAUGAUCCAAACCAUGAUGAUCAUGGUUUUAAUCCAUUUGGAAAUUUUGAUCAUGGAACAAGUCAAAGCAACUUCAACAAAAAAAUAUUGUUAACCGCAAUAUGUUCUUUGAUACUAGUAUUGAUUUUGGUCUUGGCUCUUCAUCUCUAUGCAAGGUAUGUUCUCAAACGCCAAGCUCGCCGGAGGGCCGCCAUUCAUCAACUCAGCCUCACCGUCGCUCAUGCUCAUGUUCAAUUCUCCGAUCCAUCAAACACCGGGCUCGAUCCAACGCUCAUCGCCACUCUUCCCACUUUCCUCUUCAAACAAAAGCAAAUACAAGAUGAAGAACAAAACAAAGAUGUUUCUAAUAAUAUUGUUGAAUGUGCGGUGUGUUUGAGUUUGAUAGAAGAUGGAGAAAUGAUGAGGUUGCUUCCUAAUUGUAAGCAUAGUUUCCACGUGGCUUGUAUCGAUAUGUGGUUAGCUUCGCAUUCCACUUGUCCAAUUUGUCGAACCAAGGUUGAACCGCGGCUUGAGCCAGAGACUCGCGAAGGUCCCAUUUGGUUUAAACCAUCAUCGGAAAGUACUUCAGAUGGUGGUGAUUCUAUUAGUGAUUCCUCCAAAAAUAUUUCUCGAUUAAGUUCUUUUCAGAGGAUUCUUACUCGAGAUAGAUCUUCGAGAAGAAUUCAACCUUCUAAUAGUACUCGUGCUGAUAAUAUUAAUGAUCGUGAUUUAGAGAGGCAGUGAUUUUUUUUAUGUAAAAAAAUUUAGAUUAGAAAAUAUAAAUUAUCUGUGGUUUGAAAGAGUUACUUGUUUCAUUGAUGUUUUACCAUUGUUAUUAUUAAUAUUAAUGAGGUAUCACUACUCUAUAUGGGUUUGAAUUUUUUUAAAGUGAUGAUGUAAUAGUUUUGAAAAUUUUUAUACGUGUUAAUUAGUCAAAAGUAUGAGCGGUUUUGGUGUUGAAUUUCAUUAAUCGUGCAUUAUUAUAUUUAUUAAUUAAUAAUUAUUUAUUAUUAUGGACAAAGGAUUUGGUGUUUGGUAACAU